UGGCUCCAGCGCAACAGGUCAAACAAACGCUAGAUUUGAUUGUCCGGAGUUGCCACCAGCGGCAGUUCCCUCCAAGCCAAAAUGUGCCUUGGUUCCUUCGACACCACAUUUUCCGCAGACCUCAUCGUGAGGAAGCCAGAGCAUCCAAAGGAACAAGAGGCAGACCAUGACCAAGCCCAAGAUGCCCAAGUGUCGGUGGACGAGAUCCUAGUUCAGGCAGUGCUGGCCAGCGCUGAAGCCUCCAACAGGGCCAUGAAGAGGAGGGUGCGGCAAAGGCUUCACAAGAAGCUUGGGGGCAUGCUUUCCAAGGAAGAGUUUGACGUGGCUAUGGAGCGCUUCAAGGAGAUGGAAGACAAGGGUCCAAGCAAGCUAGUAGUGAAGCAAAAUCCGCCUCCGGCGCCCGUGAUCUUCGCAGUGCCCCUGUUUCUACCCAUGGCCUCCGCGGGUGCAUACAUGAUGCCGGUCACAAGCUCUACACCCUCUGUCUUGAGCGUGAAUUCGCAGACAUCCACUUGCCAAGGAUGUGAGGGCCCGGGGUCUGAAGACUCGAGCGCCUUUGAGGACGACUUGGAGAGCUGUGCAGAGUGGUGCCGUGCUCGGAGCGAGGACGCGCCGGUGGAACGUACUUUCAUCCACUUUGACACUCGGAUGCAUGUGCACCGGCGUUCCCGCUCUGUGUGAAGUGCCAUGGUGGUUAAUUGCCCUGCCUCAAUUUUGAGAAAGCUUUUCUUCCAGAGAAACAGGUUUGGCAACGUGUAGGUGGGUUGCUUUUGCCAGAGAUUGGCACAAGGCGCUUUUCUGGAUCGUUUCAAGGCUUCAAAUGGCUGGCCACACAGCCUGGCCGAUCGAACCCAAAUUCAAGUUGCGCGCUUUAGGGACUUGGAACCUUUCCAAGGCAAAACUUUUGAAGGGAUGGAGGUGGAAUGGCCCUACGCUGCCAUAUCACUUUCGGGGCCCCUCUCGGCUCGUCAGGGCCACGCUGAUUGGGUCCAAUGCACUCACAGCCAAUGUUCGGGAUGGAUUCCCGGCGUUCCCCAUAAGUUACCGCUAUCAAAAAAUCUCUCAUGGAGCAUAAGAAGAA
Molecule: messenger RNA, 1081 nt
Organism: Effrenium voratum
Lineage: Eukaryota; Dinophyceae; Suessiales; Symbiodiniaceae
Source: the annotation of a GenBank genome assembly